AUGCUUGAGAAGCUCCCUCUUGAGCUGCGCCGAGAGGUGUACCGUCAUCUCCUCGUCUCAACAAAUGUGCAGCAGCCUCCAAAUCGCUUCCUCAGCCGCCUAUAUCGGUUUGAAACCAUGAUCCUCGGCGCCAACAAGGCUAUCUUUAACGAAGCAUCACCAAUUCUCUACCAGGAGAACACCUUUGUCACGAUCUCUUGCAACCUAGGCCAAGUUUUCAAGGCGCUGAGAGAUGCCGAGAUUGCCCCUGUCUGCAGCAAUGCAAGCCUUGUUAGCCGUUGCAAGAAGGGCGCUAUGAUCAUCAGCAUCAACUUUGAGUGGCCAGAGAUACCAGAUGAAUUCUUCGCGAACCGCAAUCCUGCCUUGUUUCAUAGCUUCAUUCUUGUAGCGCAGGAUCUUGUGGCUUUUGCUCACGCUGAUACUGGUGGAUAUACGACGGAUGGGUUGCUCAACGACCUCUACACGCAGCAAGACUGCCUCUCGUUCACCGGCGUCUCCCCCACCUACACCACCGAUCUCAAAGCCACAAUGGCACCUCCCGUCCGCUGGACCAGAGACCUAGCCUGGAGCCUCUACUCCCUCUACACCCACUUCGCCAGCGUCGGUGACGCAGCCCUCAAACUGGGCAAAUACAGCAAAGCGAGCGAGAAAUACGACGAGCACUCGCUCUACCACGAGUCCGUGGUGGAAAACAACCGGCGUCUCCGCCAUCUCAACGACGAAGGCUUCGUCUCAUCCUUCGACAAUCUGUCCCGAACAAGCGAGCUGAACUUCAUCCUCGCCGUGCUCAAAAGCACCACCGAGCCCGACGCGACCAGAACGAAGCGGGAUGCCGUUAGAGCAGUGCUGGACUUCACGGGCGUGCGGACUAUUGAGAAUAACGAGCACAGCGACGAGACGAAGAGAACCGGAAUGGGGGGUGUCGGAGACAGUGGAGGGGGAGCGCUGGUUGUUGAGACGAUUGGGGUACAGGGGGGAUUUGAGGGGGGGAUUGUGGGGAGUAGAGAGGCGCAUGGGGGGGAGAUGGCGGAGUUGAUGAGGGUGUGGGAGGGGAUGGGAGGGCAGGGUGGUGGUGGUGGUGGGGGAGGGGGUGGUGGUGGGGGGGUUCUCUGGGUUGGGGCGAGAGAUGGGAGGGUUACGCUUGGGAGGUGA
Messenger RNA from Bacidia gigantensis, 1152 nucleotides. RefSeq lists its product as uncharacterized. The transcript is spliced from 4 exons. Lineage: Eukaryota; Fungi; Ascomycota; Lecanoromycetes; Lecanorales; Ramalinaceae. Bases 1 to 1152 code for a protein of 383 amino acids. The record is from RefSeq and is a predicted model, not a curated record.